Messenger RNA from Castor canadensis (American beaver), 2623 nucleotides. The record is from RefSeq and is a predicted model, not a curated record. Lineage: Eukaryota; Metazoa; Chordata; Mammalia; Rodentia; Castoridae.
GGACGGCGCCGGGCGCUGCCCGGGGGAUUCGGGCCGGCUCGCGGGCGCUGCCAGUCUUGGGCGGCGGUGUCCGGCGCGCGGGCAGCCUGCUGGGCGGGCUGCGGAGUGAGCGGAGCGCGGGCAAGGUGGAGAGACGGAGCCGGCGAGCCACGGCAGCGACAGGUCCCGCUGCGGCUCUGGUCGGCGCCCCCACCCCCGCCAUUCGCCCGAGGCCCAGCGGGAGUGACCGCGGCCGCCUGAGCGGACGGCGGGACCCUCGGAGAGCCGGGCGGCGGCUGGACAGCCACGCCGCGGGCGGGUGCGAAACUUCGCCUUCCGGACCCGGGCGGCCGAGGUCGAGGACGCGAGUCGCAGGAGCCGAGCGCGGGACGCGGCGGGCGAUGUCGCCCGCUCACCUGGCGGCCGGGCCGGCGAGGAUAACGGCUGGUGGGUGUGGAUGGGCGUUCACCGUCCUCACCUGCAGGUCUGGGACCGGUGGCGGACGGGGAACCGCAUUGCCGCGUGCGGAGGGCGUCGGUGCGGCGCGGGCCCAACAGGUGGCCUGGGUCGUGCCACAGCCAGAGAAGUCACUUUAGGGCCCUUGCUGACUGCAGCCCUGGAACCUUACAAAACUCCUUCCGCCCCAUCGAUCGUCUGAAAAGGUGUGCUGGCCAUUGUGCACGACUCAGAAAACAGUACUGCAAAAAGGAAAAAACGGGGGGGGGAGGUAGCCGGUGUAGAUGGCUUUUUGUACUGAGGAGCCCCGAGGAGCGUCCCAGCCUCGUCCUAGAAGUGGGUUGUGCGGUGCUAGAUGUUUCCUACCUACGAAAGACAAUGACUACUGAUGAAGGUGCCAAGAACAAUGGAGAAAGUCCCACAGCCACUGUUGCUGAACAGGGAGAGGAUAUCACCUCGAAAAAAGACAGAGGAGUAUUGAAGAUUGUCAAAAGAGUGGGAAAUAGUGAGGAAACACCAAUGAUUGGUGACAAAGUUUAUGUCCAUUACAAAGGAAAGUUGUCAAAUGGGAAGAAGUUUGAUUCCAGUCACGACAGGAAUGAACCAUUUGUUUUUAGUCUUGGCAAAGGCCAGGUUAUCAAGGCAUGGGACAUCGGGGUGGCUACCAUGAAGAAAGGCGAGAUCUGCCACCUGCUGUGCAGGCCAGAGUAUGCAUAUGGCUCAGCUGGCAGCCUCCCUAAGAUCCCCUCCAAUGCAACUCUGUUUUUUGAGAUUGAGCUCCUUGAUUUCAAAGGAGAGGAUUUAUUUGAAGAUGCAGGCAUUAUCCGUAGAAUCAAACGGAAAGGAGAGGGGUACUCGAACCCAAAUGAAGGAGCAACAGUAGAAAUCCACCUGGAAGGCUGCUGUGGUGGAAGGAUGUUUGAUUGCAGAGAUGUGGUGUUCACUGUUGGUGAAGGAGAAGACCACGACAUUCCCAUUGGGAUUGACAAAGCCCUGGAGAAAAUGCAGAGGGAAGAGCAGUGUAUUUUAUACCUUGGACCACGAUAUGGUUUUGGAGAGGCAGGGAAGCCUAAAUUUGGCAUUGAACCCAAUGCUGAGCUUAUAUACGAAGUUACACUUAAGAGCUUCGAAAAGGCCAAAGAAUCCUGGGAGAUGGACACCAAAGAAAAACUGGAGCAGGCUGCCAUUGUCAAAGAGAAGGGAACUGUGUACUUCAAGGGAGGCAAGUACAUGCAGGCAGUGAUUCAGUAUGGGAAGAUAGUGUCCUGGCUAGAGAUGGAAUAUGGUUUAUCAGAGAAAGAAUCGAAAGCCUCUGAGUCGUUUCUGCUUGCUGCCUUUCUGAACCUGGCCAUGUGCUACCUGAAGCUCAGAGAAUAUACCAAAGCUGUGGAAUGCUGCGACAAGGCCCUUGGACUGGACAGUGCCAAUGAGAAAGGCUUGUACAGAAGGGGUGAAGCCCAGCUGCUCAUGAACGAAUUUGAGUCAGCCAAGGGUGACUUUGAGAAAGUGUUGGAGGUGAAUCCCCAGAACAAGGCGGCAAGAUUACAGAUAUCCAUGUGCCAGAAAAAGGCGAAGGAGCACAACGAGCGGGACCGCAGGAUCUACGCCAACAUGUUCAAGAAGUUUGCAGAGCAGGACGCAAAGGAAGAGGCCAGUAAAGCAAUGAACAAGAAGAGUUUAGAGGGGGUUGCCACUGAAAAAGGAGCAGAAAGUCAAGCAAUGGAGGAAGAGAAAGCUGAAGGCCAUGUAUGACGCCACGCCUCGGAGGGAAGGGAGUCCUGAUGAGCUCGGCCCCUCCUCAUUGGACUUUCACCCACCUCAGGACUAAACAGUGUUUAGUGUAAAGUUUGUUAUAGUCUAUAUGAUUCUGGAAGCAAAUGGCAAAACCAGUAGCUUCCCCAAAACGACCACCCUGCUGCUGCCCAGUGGGUUCAUGGAGGGGGUAAGCCUGGGACCACUCCAAAUGGAACAGAACAGAAAGGGCUGUUGGUGUGGAGAGACUGCGCCAAUAGCUUAAGUCCAGCUCAUUUCAGUUUGUGUCAGCUUUCAACACCCAACACAUUGUCCCUUGAUAAUCCUAACAAUUGGGGCUGUCUGCUAGGUUUUACAUUUGAACCUUAAUAGCACUGCAGAAACCUUUAAAAAAAAAAAAAAAAAACAAUGUAUUUUUCCUUUCCCACAGGCAGGU